UUAGAGGUUGACUUUAGCAGAUGAGGGAUUUUGCAGGGAGAGGACAGAGAGAGCAGUCUGAUUUUGGGACACGGCACACAGUCUUGGACAUGAUUACACAGUGAUCUCAGGCAGAUUGUCAUCGUACCGUAUUUGGACAGAAUAAUUUGUGACAUGAUGGCACAGGUUCUUCACAUGGAAAGCCACUUCCCAGGAAAAUCUGGACCUUCGUCAUUGAUGAAAGACCCAGAUGUCCCUUACUCUGUGGAGACCCCUUACGGUUACAGAUUAGAUUUGGAUUUCCUUAAGUAUGUGGAUGAUAUUGAGAAAGGUCACACUAUUAAACGAGUGCCGGUUCACCGCAGACCUCGGUAUGGAUCAUUACCGCGUGGGCCUGGUUACACCGGGUCUUGGUGGACAUCUACCGAGUCCCUGUGCUCCAAUGCCAGUAAUGACAGCCGACACUCUUCUUAUUCCUAUUGUGGGAGAAGCUUCUACCCAGCCUAUGAGGUGCGGGGGGCAACCCAGGCUCCCCACAAUUUCAACCCCAGGGUAGAGAGAACACUGAUGGAUGCCAGUAAAAAGCUGGAGGCUGGACAAUCCCGUCCACUCAGUCUGGGCUGCCGUUCUUCCAGCUCUGCUUCCACUCCAUCUCUUUCUCGCUUACCCUCAUCUUCGUCUUGUCAACAGCUCUCGUCGUUUACUCCACUAAGUUCUGGGAUGUCAACUCCUGUGUCUCCUACACCAGUCCACCUCCAGCAUGUGCGUGAGCAGAUGGCAGUCGCCCUCAAGAGACUGCGUCAGCUAGAGGAGCAGGUCAAGAUGAUCCCAGUUCUACAAGUGAAAAUAUCAGUCCUGCAGGAGGAGAAACGACAGCUCAGUGUCCAACUCAAGAGCCAGAAAUACCUGGGCCAUCCAGGAGGAAGCUCCAGGAACAAGGCAAGAGGGGAGCUGUACAUCGAAAUCCCAGAGGAAGAGUCAAAGGAUGGGAGAGAGGAGAAUGAGCAUAGAGAUAAUUCUAAACUAGGGAUUGGAGAACUUCAGAGAGAAGCGGCAGUAAACAAGGUAGAAUCAAAAGAUGAAAUGAACAAAGAAUAUUUGGCACCCAGGAAAGCAACAUGCAGUGUUGGAGUGUGGGUGAGAGAGACAGACCUCAUCCCUGUUACUUUGAGGCAACCAGAGGUGGACAAACAGAAGCUUCUUCUCCAAGCAUUGUCUGCCAAAGUAGCAGUUUUGGAAAAGCAGCUUGCCCGAGCUUUGGCAGAAGUUCAGAAUGCCAACCGGAAGCUGGAAGAAGCGGAAAAAGCAGGAAAAGCAGAAGUGGUGGAAAGGAAAGAGAAAAAGGAGGACGUGCGAGCGGAUGCAGUCAAGGUGGCCAGGGUGGAGAGAGGAAGCGAGGUAGUUUCUAGCACCAAAGUGGGUCCUGGUGUACAGCCGCAAAGAGCCAGAGGCCUGGAAGCCAGGGCUGGAGGAGGCGUUACUAAACCAAGAGAAGGGGAAGAGGAGCGAGUCUACAGGAGCAGGGAGGUGCUUGAAAAGCCAUUCCUUACAUCAGUUGGGCCAGCUGUCACCAUCCACAUGGUCAAGAAAAUAAGCAUCACCGGUCAGAAUGCAAAUGAUUGCGAAAAGAGAGACAGAGGAGAGGAUCUGACCACAUCCUUAACAGUGUCCCAGGAAGCCUCUCGAGACAUAGAUCACACGGGAGACCCAACGGCAAGAAAUGAAGGAUCCAGCACCGGUACUUUGAAGGAGCAAACGAAUGUCAGCAAAGGAAACUAUGAAGUAGAACAAGAUACAAAACCUGUUCCGUUUACGGGAGUCAAUGGAGAAAUGGAUUCUGCAUCAUCAGAGGAUUCUGGCACCAUGGAAAAUCCGUCAGACAGUGAGAGCACAGAGAGUGAAUACCACGAAGCCAGUGAGGGGCUGACAGGGCCGCAAACCGAGGUUCACUUGCAUGUUGCCCCCAGUGUCCUGACUCCAAAAGAUACCGAGAAAGAAAAGACAGAGUCACUUGUAGUUAUCUUGUCACCUACAAAACCUACACCGAGGGUAGAACUGAGUAACAUUCUGAUCUCUGGCUGUGUAGCCCUUCAGAAGUCUUUAGAUGACCCUACCACUCUUACAGACACAGAGAAGACAGCCGCACGUGCAGCCGUACUGCAAGAAUGGAUGAAGAUUCUGCGCCAGAAAGAAGUAGAUCCAGCAAUCAUUCGCCAUCACUUAACCGUCUUCCGAGCCAUGUCUCAGCAACUAUUGGAGUCCAUUGUCAAUAUGGCAGAUCCAAAGGGAAACACGGCCGUCCACUACGCAGUGUCUCAGUCUAACUUCACCGUGGUCAGACAGCUUCUGGAGACCGGCUUGUGUGAUGUGAACAGACAGAAUAAGGCCGGCUUCACUCCACUCAUGCUCACAGCUCUGGCAGCUUUUCGUUCUGAUGAGGAUAUCGAGACAGUCAAACAGAUACUGCACCUGGGAGAUGUCAACUGCAGAGCAAGUCAGGCUGGGCAGACGGCAUUGAUGCUUGCAGUCAGUCAUGGAAGAUUGGACGUUGUGCGAGCUUUGCUGGACUGUGGAGCAGAUGUAAAUGUACAAGAUCAUGAUGGCUCCACUGCGCUCAUGUGUGCCUGCGAACAUGGACACGCAGAUAUCGUCAGCCUGCUCCUGGCAGUGCCAAACUGUGACAUGGCACUCACUGAUAAUGAUGGGAGCACUGCACUGUCCAUUGCACUGGAGGCUGGGCAGAAUGAUAUAGCUAUGUUACUAUACGCACAUAAUUCAAAGAUUGGCAACCCGGGUGAUUCAAGCAAUCCUAAAGAACUGGAUACGGACCCAUCCAAUCAAUCUCAGUAACAGAAGGAAUUUCGUGUGCAUUUCACCCAAAUCAAACCCCAGUCUUUCGUCAUGUUGUGGGGAGUGUAUGCAUGCCGUCCAGUUGUAAGGCUGACUGUGGAGCACUGCAUUGCAAAACCACUAGGAUUACCGGCCAGCUUCAGCACAAUGGAGAGAGGGAAUGAGGACACGAGUUACAGGACGGGGUGGGCGAUGGGGACUGAAACAGGAGAGCAAAUAACAAAGUGAAAAUACACGUUAUCAAUGCUAGAUCCUAUACAAGUGGGAUAGAGGGUGAGAGCUGUGAGUUCAACAUAGAAUAUAUAUGGCCCAUAGUUCAUAAUAAAUGAGACACAGUAGAUGGUAAAAUAUAUAUAUUUUUUUAAAAACGGAAAUGGUGAGAAUCCCAUGUGAUGUGUGAAGGGAGAUUAGGAUAGUGGGAGAGAUUAUGUGUUGAAGAAAGAGAAGCCAAGUUUAUGUAAAUGCUCAGGUUAUACGAACAAAGGUUCCCCAAAAAUCAUUUUGGGGGAAAGUUGGAGUACUGGGAAUUUCAGAAAGAAAGACGGAGAGUUUAAAGAAAAUUGAGAGUAGGUCGGGGGGAAUGGAAGUGAAAAGUGGGGAGAAAGUUGAGAGUAGGGGACAGGAUUUAGGAUGAAAGAAAUCCCAAGAGCUGGGGUUAAAGUGGAGAUAGACUGAGCUCAGGGGAAGGUAGAAUUAAAGAAUUAAAGCCUGAAGAAAGGUAAGGUGAGCAAGUUGUGAAUCAGUGGGAAAAGUGGAGAUUGGAAGCUAUGGAAAAGCGAAAAUGGAUGGACUGCAGACGGUGCAGAUGAAGACUGAAACUUAAUGUUUAAUGGAAAAUAAUUAACAGGUAUUGCACUCAAUCCACAAGCCAAUUAGGUGCCUAACUAGACCAUGGGCCAACACUAGACCAUCAGGACAUAAAUACCAGUCGAAGAAAGAAGGUCCAUGCACUCCUAUGCUUAAAGGCAGCAGAACACAACAACAUUUUGACCCACAAUCGGGUCGUUGUCAAGCUUUGUCAGCCCAAUUUGGGGUUGAAAUGUUAAUGUGUCCUGCAGGGUCCAAUAAAUGUGCUUUUAAGCAUUGGAGUUCUUGGACCUUCUUUAUUCAACUGGUAUUAAUGGAAAUUGUGAAAUACAAGAAAUAUAAUAGAAAGGAAAACGAAGGUGGGUUGGUAAAUUCAGAAUGACACAUUGUGGUAUCACAGAUAAAGAGCCCUCGGGGAACAGUCUGAUGUCCUCUCCCUCUCUUCCAUACACCAGCCAAUUAAGCUCAUUUCAUAUGAUUCUGCAAUAAUAUUUCUGAAUAUCGGUUGUAAUACAGGCACUGCAAUAUAUAUAUUUUUGUUAUCCAUUAUUAUAUGUUAAAAUGAAUUGUCUGACAAUCUGUAUUUUAAGAAUUGUAUCACUAUAAAAUAUAUGUAUGUAUACAGAUAGAUAGCUAUAUAAAUCUAUGGCGUGUCUUUCUUUCUAUACUGAAGAACAAAUACGAUGUGCUGAAACGUGAUGUCAUCACAAGGUGCAGACUCCUCACUCAUCAGGAAGAGACUCUUAUCCCAUAAAUCUCUGCAGGACAGAUGUUUGUGGGAUAUGUUUUUUAUACCCAAAGAGCAGGUCCAUUUAUCAAGA
Molecule: messenger RNA, 4457 nt
Organism: Pelobates fuscus (common spadefoot toad)
Lineage: Eukaryota; Metazoa; Chordata; Amphibia; Anura; Pelobatidae
Gene: KANK2
Product: KN motif and ankyrin repeat domains 2
Exons: 13
Coding region: 154-2829 (891 amino acids)
Biological process (GO): negative regulation of transcription by RNA polymerase II; negative regulation of G1/S transition of mitotic cell cycle; negative regulation of vitamin D receptor signaling pathway
Cellular component (GO): cytoplasm
Molecular function (GO): protein binding
Source: RefSeq, a predicted model, not a curated record